AUGGAGCAGGAUGUCUCCUCCCUGUCUUGGGCAAGAGACUGGAGCACCCCUGAGCCCCUUGUCCUUCCAACCCAUGAGAUCCAGAGCUCCCCAGUCUCUGAUGAAUCCAACCCUCUGAUGCCUUUGCGCUAUAAAAGCAGAGAGGCUGACAGUCUGGUCCCGCUCGUGCCCUGGCCUGCACCCCUGUCUCCCAGCAGCCCCCGAGCUCUCAUUGCGUCAUCCAAGUCCAUCCUCCCCUCUGUGGCUGAGGGUCAGUUCCCGCCACCGCCCCGAACACCAGCAGCAGCCUUGCCCUCCUUCCCUCAUCCACUUGCCCGAGAAAGACCCUUCUUGUGUGCCCGCUGUUGA
Molecule: messenger RNA, 348 nt
Organism: Rangifer tarandus platyrhynchus (Svalbard reindeer)
Lineage: Eukaryota; Metazoa; Chordata; Mammalia; Artiodactyla; Cervidae
Source: the annotation of a GenBank genome assembly